Molecule: messenger RNA, 1394 nt
Organism: Medicago truncatula (barrel medic)
Lineage: Eukaryota; Viridiplantae; Streptophyta; Magnoliopsida; Fabales; Fabaceae
Product: probable cinnamyl alcohol dehydrogenase 6
Exons: 5
Coding region: 106-1188 (360 amino acids)
Molecular function (GO): zinc ion binding; oxidoreductase activity, acting on the CH-OH group of donors, NAD or NADP as acceptor
Source: RefSeq, a predicted model, not a curated record
UGUGCAGUGUUCCAUAUCUUGUCUAUAAAUGUGGAAGUUCCUACCUCAAUCCAAUUCCAAACCAACCUAGCUGUCUAUCACUAACUCUGCGUCUGCAUCAUAUCAAUGGCUAAGACUACUCCUAACCACACACAAACUGUAUCUGGUUGGGCAGCUCAUGAUUCUUCCGGCAAGAUUACCCCAUACACCUUCAAAAGAAGGGAGAACGGUGGUACUGAUGUGACUAUAAAGAUAUUGUAUUGUGGAAUUUGCCAUACUGAUGUCCAUCAUGCCAAAGAUGACUGGGGCAUUACUAUGUACCCUGUUGUUCCAGGGCAUGAGAUCACAGGGGUUAUAACUAAGGUUGGUAGUGAUGUGGAGGGAUUCAAAGAUGGAGACAAAGUGGGUGUGGGGUGUUUGGCUGCUUCAUGUUUGGACUGUGAGUACUGCAAAACAGAUCAAGAGAAUUACUGUGAGAAGUUGCAGUUUGUAUACAAUGGUAUUUUCUGGGAUGGUAGCAUCACCUAUGGUGGCUACUCACAAAUGUUGGUCGUAGAUUACAGAUAUGUAGUACACAUUCCAGAAAGCCUACCAAUGGAUGCAGCAGCACCUCUACUCUGUGCUGGAAUAACAGUAUUCAGUCCCUUGAAGGACCACGGUUUGGUAUCAACGGCAGGGAAAAGAAUUGGUGUUGUUGGUUUGGGAGGACUUGGUCACAUGGCUGUAAAAUUUGGUAAAGCAUUUGGUCACCAUGUUACUGUCAUAAGUACUUCUCCUUCCAAACAAGCUGAGGCUAAGGAACGUUUGGGAGCUGAUGAUUUCAUAAUCAGCACUAAUCCAGACCAAUUGCAGGCUGCAAAGAGAAGCUUAGAUUUCAUUUUGGACACUGUAUCAGCAGAUCAUGCUCUAUUGCCCAUAUUGGAAUUACUCAAAGUAAAUGGGACUCUAUUUAUCGUUGGUGCACCUGACAAGCCAUUACAAUUGCCUGCAUUUCCAUUGAUAUUUGGGAAAAGAUCCAUAAAAGGUGGAAUCAUAGGAGGAAUAAAAGAGACUCAAGAAAUGUUGGAUGUUUGUGGGAAGCAUAAUAUCACAUGUGACAUUGAAUUAAUCAAAGCUGAUACAAUCAAUGAAGCUUUUCAGCGUCUUUUGAAGAAUGAUGUUCGUUACCGUUUUGUCAUUGACAUUGCUAAUGCUUCCCCUGCAACCUAACCUAAAACCCUUUGCUUUGGGAAUGAUAUAUAUAUAUAUAUAUAUAUCAUGGAUAACUGUUUUGUUUUUGUUGUUGUAAGACUCAGUUCAAAAAUACACCCUAGUCUAUCUAUUUUAAUAAGAUUACUUAUCUAUCCUAUCCUAUCCUUGAAUAUUACUCGGAUUGGUCCUUUAAUAAUGGAGUACUUGGUCAUUCAUUUUAAAAA